AAGCGGGAACUCUCCUCUCUCUCUCUCUCUCUCUCUCUCUCUAAAAGCUUCCUCCACACACCGCGCGCAGUGAGCUCAGCUCGCAGAAAUUCAUCGUCGAGGAAAAUGGAAGCGCCGAAGCACACAUGCUUGAAACUCGAAAUAGCGAUGGGCGGCGGCGAACCCGUACCCAUUUUUGUGAAGGGUACAUGGUACCCGACCCGCUUCGACCUUGCCAUCACCGACGGCCACCGAGCUUGGACUUGCAACGCUACUGAGGAAGCGGUGGAGGAGAGAGCGUCGUAUUGGGAUCAAACGGCGUCGUACUACAUUGACUUGGCCGAGAGGUAUCUCGGAUUUCAGCAACCCGGGUCGGUUUACGGGUUCUCGGAUGCUGGAGACGGUUGCAAACGGUUAUCGUGGACGUUUGAGAAGGAAGGUAUGAAACUGGAAUGGCGGUGGAAAUGCCAGCCUUCGCCCAAUAGCAAGGCAACCACAGUGGAAGUGUUGGACUUUCUUAUGGAUGCUAACAUAAAGCUGAGUGAGGAAGUUGUAUGGAAAUCGCAAUCGUUCGACAAGCUCAAACUGGAGGCUGAAAAAUGCCUAGCACAAAGUGAGAAACUCAGCAGUGACAAAUCAGAGUUUGAAUCUGAAAUCUAUGGAAAGUUUGUUCAGGUCUUGAACUCCAAGAAAGCGAAACUGAGAGCGCUACGCGAUAGGCUCUCGAGACAACCCUCGGCUGAAAAUUUUCCUCAAGAAGAUGAAGUGUCCUCAGACAGGACUGAGAGCUUAGACGAAGAAAGUGAUGAAGAGCGCGACAGGCACUCCAGACGACCCCCAGCUGUCAAAAAAACCGAUAAAGAAGAAGUGUCCUCAGACAGGACCGAGAGCUUUGACGAAGAAGGUGAAGACACGGCAAAGAAUGGCGGUGUUUCCUCCUCUAAAAAGGCCGAUAAGCUCUCCAGACCACGCCCGGCUGUCAAAAAACCCGAAAACGAGGAAGUGUCCUCAGACAGGACUGAGAGCUUUGGCGGAGAAGAUGAAGACGACGCGGCAAAGAAUGGCGGCGUUUCCUCCUCUAAAAACGCCCCAACCAUUAAUUCCCGUGGUAGAAAAAGGAAGUAAGCCUCCAUUUUAAACAACUGAAGCUGCUUCUUACUUUAGGGAAAUGUAUGUAGUGAGGCAAAAAAAUAUUAUAGCCGUAUUAAGCUUAGUAAUAACAUAAAUAGUAGCCACUAAUUUAAAAAUUUAUAAAUGCUAGCCAUUCUUACCAAAA
Messenger RNA from Salvia miltiorrhiza (redroot sage), 1255 nucleotides. Its product is annotated as DNA repair protein XRCC4-like. The transcript is spliced from 5 exons. NCBI's taxonomy places the organism in Eukaryota, Viridiplantae, Streptophyta, Magnoliopsida, Lamiales, Lamiaceae. Gene Ontology annotation, biological process: response to X-ray; double-strand break repair via nonhomologous end joining; DNA recombination. The coding region runs from base 106 to 1104 and encodes 332 amino acids. Gene Ontology annotation, molecular function: DNA binding. The record is from RefSeq and is a predicted model, not a curated record. Gene Ontology annotation, cellular component: DNA-dependent protein kinase-DNA ligase 4 complex; nucleus; DNA ligase IV complex.